Molecule: messenger RNA, 495 nt
Organism: Melitaea cinxia (Glanville fritillary)
Lineage: Eukaryota; Metazoa; Arthropoda; Insecta; Lepidoptera; Nymphalidae
Gene: GOBP1
Product: general odorant-binding protein 1-like
Exons: 3
Coding region: 1-495 (164 amino acids)
Molecular function (GO): odorant binding
Source: RefSeq, a predicted model, not a curated record
AUGGCAAGGCGUAUGGUAGUGCUGAUGCUGGUUAGCCAACUCCUGGUCGUUCGAGGAAACGUCGAAGUUAUGAAGGACGUGACACUUGGCUUCGGCGAGGCACUGCAGCAUUGCAGGGAAGAAAGCCAGCUGACGGAGGAUAAGAUGGAGGAGUUCUUCCACUUCUGGCGCGACGACUUCCGCUUCGAGGACCGCGAGCUGGGCUGCGCCAUCAAGUGCAUGAGCACGCACUUCAACCUGCUUACCGACUCGCACCGCAUGCACCACGAGAACACCGACAAGUUCAUCAAGUCCUUCCCGAACGGCGAGGCGCUGUCGCAGCUGAUGGUCGAGGUGAUCCACAGUUGCGAACAGCGCCACGACGCGGAGGCCGACCACUGCUGGCGCAUCCUGCGCGUCGCCGAGUGCUUCAAGACCUCGUGCCAGGCGCGCGGCAUCGCUCCCACCAUGGAACUGCUCAUGGCCGAGUUCAUCAUGGAGACCGAGGCGAGGUGA